GGGCGGGAUCACGUGGCCCCGCCUCCUGAGGUCGCCAAGCCAAUCAACGCAUUCGCAGCUCGUUUAGUCGCUAUCGAGCUCCAUUACUCUACGGUAGCAAUGAGUAUGCUAGACCCUCGGCAAUUUCUAAUGCCAACAUUUUGUCUUGAUCCAUCUGCUACAUCACUGCUCAAUCAACAACCUGCACAAAAUUCUAGUGGUGGUAAACUUACCCAUUCAUUUCGUAUUUCUGAUCUAUUAGAAUCACCCAGUGACAAAGCCGAUACCAGUACCGAUAAAGAUCAUUCAACGACAUCACGACCUGAUACGCCAGAAUCCGGCUGUUCACAAGUUCGGAGUAGUCCAAACGAUACCAGCCCCUUAGGAUCGAAGAAAGCUCGAAAAGCAAGAACGAUCUUUACCGACAAACAACUACAAGAACUCGAAUCGACCUUUGAGAAACAGAAGUACUUGAGCGUUCAGGACCGUAUGGAUCUUGCCCAACGAAUGGGUUUAACCGAUACACAAGUCAAAACUUGGUAUCAAAAUCGAAGGACCAAGUGGAAACGGCAAGCGACAACCGGAAUGGAACUGCUCAAUGAGGCUGGAAAUUUGGCAGCCGUUCAAAAUUUACUUCGCUCUAAUCCCUAUUGGGCCGGAUAUGUUGGCCAGUUAGGUGGUAUACCAACACCUAUCCCAUUAAUGAUGGGUUUACCCUUAUCAGCCACCUUACCAUCACUUCCACAUUCGCUUUCAUUUGUCCUCCCACCAACGUCACAUGUUGGUGGUCCAACAAAAGAGUCGACACCAGUUGAUGUUGAAGUUACUACAGCAAACUAG
Messenger RNA from Cooperia oncophora, 819 nucleotides. NCBI's taxonomy places the organism in Eukaryota, Metazoa, Nematoda, Chromadorea, Rhabditida, Trichostrongylidae. The record is from the annotation of a GenBank genome assembly.